UCUCAGCCAGCCAGCCAGGCAUCUCCCUCACCCUUUGCCAUCAUUUCAGGGCCAGCAGGGCCUCCCCACCCACCCCAGGAUGUCACAGGGUGUAACCUAUGCUGACCUGCGCUUCGUGAGGACCCCUCCGGAGAGAAGCCAGGAGAAAGGUACGUGGAACCAACUGGACCAGAUCCAGAUGCCCCCCUCCGUGCCUCACCCCUCGGCUCCUCUUCCAGACCCCAGCGAGGGAGAGCUGACCUAUGAGAACGUCCAGGGCCCCCCUGGCCAGGAGGAGAGGACUCCCACCGCCACAGAGGGCAGGAAAGAGUCAGACCGUCGGACUUGGUACGCCAAUCUGGCAUUGUUGGCCGCCUGCCUCUGCCUUCUCACCACCGCCAUAGGACUGGGGGUCCAAUACUGGCAGGUCUCACGGCAGCUGCAGCAGGCGAAUGAAGAUGGCAGCGCCCUGGCACGGAGAAUUGGCUCCAAGGAGGGCAGCCUGGCCCAGGCCCAGGUCCAGCUGGAAGAGGCCAAGGAGGAGCUCCACUCCACCAACGAGACCCUCCGGAGCUGCUGGGCUGCUGGGAACAGGACCCAGGAGAAGCUGAGGCAAGCCAAUGAGAGCCUGAUGCUCACGCAGCAGGAGAAGGAGAAGCUGCAGCAGCAGCUGGACCAGACCAUGAAGAGUUUGGAGGAAGCCAAAUCUUGCCAAGAGAUUGGCUGUUGUCCCCAUGGAUGGAAUCUCUUCAGGUGGAAAUGCCUGUGGAUUUCAAACAACACAAAGAGUUGGGGUGAUAGCUGGGCAGCCUGCAAAAGGGAAUCAUCUCAGCUGCUUGUUUUAAAGCCCUGGAGUGCAAAACAGCUAUGGGGUGCCACAUUCAUUGAUAAGAGAACUCAAUACUGGAUUGGACUUGAGGGGAAAUGGUACAAGAAAUGGGUUGAUGGUACGAACUAUGAAGGAACUGAAAAUAUUGGGACAUGUCGAUCUAGGGGCAACUGCGUUCAAAUGAGCAACAGAGCCCUGCAAUGGUGUGGCUGUUCAACAAAAGCCAGAUACAUCUGCGAGAAGAACGCUCAAUAGCCACAGCCAGUGUGAGCUCAGUAGGGCCAAAGUACGUGCAAAGACCCCCGACAGGCAAGGCCUUCUCUGGAGGAGCCAGCAUGGCUUCUUCCAGCAAUGAGCCCCCUCCCGGCCACCACGCCUAACUUUUCUACUACUUACACUGAAUGUCUGUCUUGUGCUACUUGUAACAGCCAUGGUUGCCCUAUCCAAGAAUCCUGGGAACCAUAGUUUGUUAAGAGGGUGGAGAGACUCUCUGCACAGAGCUACAGUUCCCAACUGUGCUGGCAUCCAUCUGUCUCAGGAGAUCAUGGAGGAGUCCGCCUUUUGCCUUUAGGGUGAAGUCAAACUCCUGGGUGAUUGCAGCGCCUGCUGUGGCUGCAUAGACCGAUAGCGAAGAGACAUGUGUUGUUGCAGCUGAGGCAGAGGAAGGCAUCCAGUUGUGCUGCUGCAGAUUCACCAGGGUGUUCCUUCUCUCUGUGGGAAUGUUCAGGGUGGCAGGAGAGGAUAUAUUGUUUAUUAAUGUCCUUCCUAACUUGCGCUAGCGUGUUCCUUUACUUAGCAGAGUACAGUCCCCUUUACACAGCAGAAAACUAGUUGCAGAGUCGUGUGAGUUUCUUAAGACAAUACACAAUUCAGUCUGGCACAGUUUUGGGUCGGAGGAGGCCAGUGCGCAUGCGCACAAGCUAUUUCCAGUGCUCCUGCGACCCAGAAGUGCACCAGAAAUAGCGGAGGUGCAAGCAUAUGGGCGUGCGCUCCCCCACCCUCCGGCCCACCGCGUGAUCGGCGCUUCGGGCACCGGCCCAAAGCGCAGUAAGUAUGGGAACCCCUGCUCUAGAGGGCCACUAAAGGUAAAGGUAAAGGGACCCCUGACCAUUAGGUCCAGUCGUGACCGACUCUGGGGUUGCGCGCUCAUCUCGCAUUAUUGGCCGAGGGAGCCGGCGUAUAGCUUCCAGGUCAUGUGGCCAGCAUGACAAAGCCGCUUCUGGCAAAUCAGAGCAGCACAUGGAAACGCCGUUUACCUUCCCGCUAUAGCGGUUCCUAUUUAUCUACUUGCACUUUGACGUGCUUUCGAACUGCUAGGUUGGCAGGAGCUGGGACCAAGCAACGGGAGCUCACCCCAUCACAGGGAUUCGAACCGCCGACCUUCUGAUCAGCAAGCCCUAGGCUCAGUGGUUUAACCACAGCGCCACCUGGGUCCCUCAGAGGGCCACUACCAAAUCCAUUUAUUGGAUUUGGAACACACGAAAGAAAAGGGUGGUUUAUGGUGAGCUGCAAAUGGCUUUAGUCUCUCUCUCUCUACUCUCAGGAAAGUCUUGUUCUUUUUGUUUCAUUUCAUUCUUCAAAUUAUUGCAUUUUGUAUUUCUGAACUUGUAUUCUGGUUUGUUGUUGCUGCUUUUUGCUUUGUAAGACCACUCAGGAAAAUGUUACUUUCAGGCAACCGUAUAACAAUUAUGAAGAUUAUAAUCUUGUUAAUAAUACCAAUGCUAAUAAUAGUAAUAAUAAACAUAAGAUU
Zootoca vivipara (common lizard) is the source of this 2558-nucleotide messenger RNA. RefSeq names its product B-cell differentiation antigen CD72-like. The record is from RefSeq and is a predicted model, not a curated record. Gene Ontology annotation, cellular component: plasma membrane. Lineage: Eukaryota; Metazoa; Chordata; Lepidosauria; Squamata; Lacertidae. Gene Ontology annotation, molecular function: transmembrane signaling receptor activity.